Molecule: messenger RNA, 872 nt
Organism: Anarrhichthys ocellatus (wolf-eel)
Lineage: Eukaryota; Metazoa; Chordata; Actinopteri; Perciformes; Anarhichadidae
Product: FYVE, RhoGEF and PH domain-containing protein 1-like
Exons: 6
Coding region: 144-731 (195 amino acids)
Biological process (GO): filopodium assembly; cytoskeleton organization
Cellular component (GO): cytoplasm
Molecular function (GO): guanyl-nucleotide exchange factor activity
Source: RefSeq, a predicted model, not a curated record
GUGUGAUCUUGUGACCGUGUGAUUGUGUGAUCUUGUGAUCGAGUGAUCUUGUGACCAUGUGAUCGUGUGAUCUUCGUCUCUCUGCAGACUCUCUGGAGUUGAUCGCCACGGCAGCAGAACACUCCAACGCUGCCAUCAAGAAAAUGGACCGAAUGAGGAAGUUGUUGAAGGUGUACGAGUUGUUGGGCGGAGAGGAAGAUAUCGUUAACCCGACAAACGAGCUCAUUAAAGAAGGACACAUCCUAAAACUGUCCAACAAGAACGGGACCACGCAGGACCGAUACCUCAUCCUGUUUAACGACAGGUUGCUGUACUGCGUCCCAAAGCUGCGUCUGAUUGGUCAGAAGUACGGAGUCCGUGCUCGCAUCGAUGUGGACGGGAUGGAGCUGAAGGAGACCAGCAGUGUUGCAGCAUCCAGAACAUUCCUGGUGUCGGGAAAACAGAGAUCUCUGGAGCUGCAGGCCAGGACGGAGGAGGAGAAGAACGACUGGAUUCAGGCGAUCCAGGCGACGAUCCAGAGACACGAGCAGACGAUGGACAGCUUCAGACAUCUCACCUGUUCUCUGAGAGACGAAGAGUCCACGCCGCCUCACUCACCGGUAACACCUGGUCUCAGAGCAGAGGACACUCACCUGUUAUCUUUAAUGCUGAGGGAAGUCUCCUUCACGACAGAUACACUGAAUGAAAACAUCUGUUUAGAGAAUAUAACGAAGCACACGGUGAAGAACUGAUACAGCUGCUCAUUAUGGGAUGUUUGUAAAUGAUUCAUAACUGAUGACGCUGUUAGAACUAAAGAAGUGGUGUCCUUCUCUUCUCCUGUCCUUCUGUCCUCUCCUUCUCUCCUUCUGUCCUCUCCUCCUGUCCUUAUAUCC